AUGCCACCGUACUUUGGCCUGCGCGGGGCCACACUCAACCGGGCGAUUAUCUGGCUCGUCGUGUGCCCGGCCUUUCUAUGCUAUGGAUACAACCAGGGCGUCAUGGGCGGUCUCUUGACACUGGAAGCGUUCGCAAAGACAUUCCCGCAGAUGGACACGCUGACGACCGAGGGCGCGCAGCAGCACUAUAACUCUACUAUUCAGGGGACGGUCGUGGCUUUGUACACCGUCGGCGGCAUCUUCGGCUCCCUAUCGUGCAUCUAUCUGGGUGACCUCCUCGGCCGCCGGAAAGUGAUCUUCUUCACCUCUGCUGUGUCUAUAAUCGGUGCAAUCCUUAUGGCGAGCUCGUUCGGGCUCGCCCAGUUCAUUGUCGCCCGGCUGGUCCUCGGGGUCGGUACAGGAGGGUACGUGGCUACAGUGCCGGUCUGGCAAUCCGAGAUCUCGCAGGCGAAGAAGCGUGGAGCGCACGUCGUCACGGAUGGUAUCUUCAUCGGAGCCGGGAUAGCCAUCUCGCUGUGGAUCGACUUCGGGUUUUAUUUCGUCACUGGGAACUCGGUUUCCUGGCGUUUCCCGCUGGCGUUCCAGGUUGUGCUCUCUCUUAUAGUUAUGGGGUUUAUUACUGUCUUCCCUGAGUCUCCACGCUGGCUUGUUAAACAGGGCCGUCUUGAUGAUGCGAGAGAUAUUCUCGCAGCCCUAUCUGAUGUUCCCUCUGACGAUCCGUCAAUAACUCAGUCCUUGGCUGACAUCGAGCGCUCCCUCGCCCUCUCCGGCUGCGGCAAAUGGAGCGAUAUGCUCAAGAUGGGCUCGCAGCGUCUCUUCCACCGCACUGUGCUCGCAGCGUCAGGGCAGACAUUCCAGCAAAUGUGCGGAAUCAACCUGAUAACUUUCUACGCCACGACGAUCUUCGAACAAUACCUCCUCCUCAGCCCCCUGCAAUCCCGCAUCCUCGCCGCCUCAAUGGUUCUCACACAGCCCUUAGGCGGAUUCUUAGCCUUCUUCACCAUCGACCGUCUAGGCAGACGCCCACUGAUGCUGUACAGCGCCGCAGGAAUGUCCGCAUCAAUGGCCAUCCUGGCCGGCACAACCUCCCUAACAAACAACAACGCCGCCCUCGUCGUCGCCGUGAUUUUCCUCUUCGUAUUCGAAUUCAUCUUCACAGUCGGCUACUCAGGGCUCACAUUCCUCUACGCCACCGAAGUGGCACCACUCCAGCUCCGCGCCGCAAUCAGCGCCGUCUCCACAGCCGCUGUGUGGAUGUUUAAUUUCCUACUUGCGGAGGUGACCCCCGUCGGGUUUAACACGAUCUCGUAUCGGUAUUAUAUUAUCUUUGCCGUGCUGAAUGCGGCGAUUGUGCCGACGGUGUAUUUCUUUUUCCCGGAGACGAAUGGCCGCUCUUUGGAGGAGAUUGAUGAGAUAUUUUUGCGGAGUGAGAGUAUUUGGGAUCCGGUGAGGCUGGCUAGGACGUUGCCGAAGAUGUGUCUUGCGGAGGAUGUGGAUGUUGGCGAGGACGGGGUCGUGGUGAAGGGGGAUGGGGAUGGCGAUGUGAAGGAGGUGUGA
This is a messenger RNA of Aspergillus puulaauensis, 1557 nucleotides long. RefSeq names its product putative MFS sugar transporter. Gene Ontology annotation, cellular component: membrane. The transcript has 2 exons. The coding region runs from base 1 to 1557 and encodes 518 amino acids. Gene Ontology annotation, biological process: transmembrane transport; carbohydrate transport. Lineage: Eukaryota; Fungi; Ascomycota; Eurotiomycetes; Eurotiales; Aspergillaceae. Gene Ontology annotation, molecular function: carbohydrate:proton symporter activity. The record is from RefSeq and is a predicted model, not a curated record.